UUCAUCACUGGAGAUUUCAAGAGAGGUGUUUUUUGUUAUUUGUUUGUUUUUGUCUUGUUUUUUUUUUUUUCACAAACUACGAAUCGACAGGAGGGAGCGACGGCGGGGAGAGGUCGUCUCUGGGCGAUAUGAGGGUGUGCAACCGGGGUGUGAUGAUGCUGAUGACCACGGCGGGGGCUUUUUGCGCCUUCAGCCUCAUGACGAUAGCCGUCGGGACGGACUACUGGCUCUACUCGCGGGGGAUGUGCCGCUCCAAGAGUUCCGGCGACAACGAGACCAUUCGCAAGAACGAGGAGGUCCUGACCCACUCCGGCCUAUGGCGCACCUGCUGCACCGAAGGAACGUUUCGGGGUGUAUGCAAAGACAUUGAUCAUUUUGCUGAGGAUGCAGACUAUGAGCAGGAUGCUGCAGAGUACUUACUACGAGCAGUUCGUGCAUCUAGUCUCUUCCCCAUCCUCAGUGUGGGCUUACUGUUCCUGGGAGGCGUGUGUGUUGCUGCCAGUGAGUUCUACAAGUCACGCCACAACGUCAUUCUCAGUGCGGGUAUACUCUUUGUCUCUGCAGGUCUGAGUAACAUCAUUGGCAUCAUCGUCUACAUAUCGGCCAACUCGGGGGACCCCAGCCAGAGUGACAAUAAGAAGAGCUACUCAUACGGCUGGUCUUUCUAUUUUGGAGCUCUGUCCUUUGUGCUGGCUGAGAUGGUUGGCGUGCUGGCAGUGCAUGUGUUCAUAGAAAAGCACAGGCAGUUGCGCACUAAUGGCCGGCCCUCCCUCCUUAAGCCGCCCCUCUCCCGUAGCUCAUCUUACUACCGUAACCGCUACUACCAUAACCGCAGCCGUAGAUAUAGUUGCAGGAGCAAUCACAGUGCUGGUGAGGUGACUCCGCAAAUCUUUCGUACAUCCUCGUUGCGAGACAGAGACCCACCCCUAUCAACUGACUUAAAGGCCACUGCUAUGCCUAUGUCUAAUUUGGCAAACCCAGUGCCGGUGGGCUCUGAGUUUAUGCUCUACACCAUAGCCUCACCUCUCGGUGAUGAUAAAAUAGACAUGGCCCACAACAAUAUGACUUCUGCAGUGGCUCACAACAAUGCAGAGAUGCUGCCUGGUAACUGUGUUGCCAACAGGAGGACCACACCUGUCUGAGAACAAAAGAGUG
Messenger RNA from Lampris incognitus (smalleye Pacific opah), 1155 nucleotides. RefSeq names its product voltage-dependent calcium channel gamma-3 subunit-like. Gene Ontology annotation, biological process: neurotransmitter receptor internalization; postsynaptic neurotransmitter receptor diffusion trapping; positive regulation of synaptic transmission, glutamatergic. The transcript is spliced from 4 exons. NCBI's taxonomy places the organism in Eukaryota, Metazoa, Chordata, Actinopteri, Lampriformes, Lampridae. Bases 129 to 1142 code for a protein of 337 amino acids. Gene Ontology annotation, cellular component: postsynaptic density membrane; AMPA glutamate receptor complex. Gene Ontology annotation, molecular function: voltage-gated calcium channel activity; channel regulator activity. The record is from RefSeq and is a predicted model, not a curated record.